CAGCUUGCUUCCAUCAAGAUUCACCUGAAUGAUAGACUAGAAAACAGGCUAGCUACCCAAUGUGGAAUUGUUUGUCGCAAACUGAAGAAAAUGAAAGGGGGGAAACAGAAAAUCAAAUGCGAGAAAGACAUACACCAUGGCCGUGUUUGAAAGGAGAGUUAGAGAAAUGCUCUGAAAUGAAUAAUGAUGAACGUGUGUCACAAUUUGACUCGAACAGAGUGGAAGUGGAAGCUCAGUGUGAGGAAAUAUGGUGCUCCUUAGCUGAAGACUCUGUAAAUACCCCAGUGGAUAGUGAUAGUCUUACCCAGCAACAGUCUAGACGACGACUCACACAUAUUCGGGAGAAGUCUGAGAAAACACUGAAGUUUUUGAAAGAAUACGGGUUAACACCCAAACGGCUAACACUGUCAAAUGGUAAUGUUGUGGAUAUUACCAUUUCAUAUGGCAUAAGUAGCUACUCAAAGCUACCAGAAGCUGAGAAGGAGACGCUUCGCUCCUUAGUUGUUUUGCUGGACAGGUUUGUAGUGAGGUCUUCAGCAUAUCACGAAAUUACUCAACUGUUUCCAACACUUCCACGAACUCAUUCGGUUAUUAGCAUGAAGAAUGACAUGACAUCUACUACAGAAGUGAAGCGAGUUCCAGGUAAUGUGCCAGAGGCCAUGCUAAGCUUCAGGCAUGAACUGCAGAAGAAGGUUGCACAGAAGCUAAAAUGCGAUCCUGAUCUGAAGCGCGUCAAGGUCCAGCUGACAGGCGAUGGCACCCAAGUGAGCAGGAUAACAAACUUUGUUGUUGUAUCGUUUCCAGCUGGUGGGCAGUGAAGAGACGAUAGCCUCGUUAACUCUGAGCACAUUAGCUAUCGUGAACUGUAAAGAGCA
Molecule: messenger RNA, 875 nt
Organism: Haliotis rubra (blacklip abalone)
Lineage: Eukaryota; Metazoa; Mollusca; Gastropoda; Lepetellida; Haliotidae
Exons: 2
Coding region: 60-818 (252 amino acids)
Source: RefSeq, a predicted model, not a curated record